AUGAAUAAAUUGAAAAAAUACUUAGAAUGUGAUGAUGAUUAGGUUUUAGAUAUUUAUGAUCAAUUAAUAGAUGAAAUAUUGUAAAACCAAAACGAAUAAGAGCAGCUUAUUCUAAAUUUACGUGAUCAAAUGUAAUUGGUUGAAAUAAAAAAAAAAAUUCGAAUAUUACAAUUGAUAAAUGAAAUCAUCUGUUGUAAUGAUACCCAAUUUAAAUCACUUGUACAAAUACACUUUUUAGACUUACUUAAAGAAUAUUUUGAGCAUUAAAGUAAAACUCUUUCAUCCAAUUAUUUAUGUUAAGAAGGUAUAAAUAUUAAUUUAAAACAAGAUGAAGUUGAAGUUAUAGAACUUUAUAUGUUUGUAAAUAAAAUUCUGGCAUAUUAUGAUAAUACAUAAACAGAAAAACCUAGAAUGAGUGUGAUUAAAGCAAAAACUGAAGAAUUCAAAUUUUAAUUUGAAUCAAGAGCUUCAAUAAUUUUAAAUGGCUAAGAAUAAAAAUAUGAAGAAAAAGAAAUUUAAACUGAUGAAGAUUAGGAAUUAUUACGAUGGAAAAAUAAGUGGGAACUUUAGUUCCAUUAUAAUUAACGAUUAUAAAAAAUUAACUCAUAAUUAAGAAAAGAACUUGCAGAAUAUUAAUAAAAAAGCCAAAAAUUAAAUCCACCUAUAGAAAAAUCUCAUUCUUCAAUAUACUUAUAAUAGAAACCAUAAGAUUUAUAAAUAUCAUUUGGAAAAUAAUAAGCUCAAUCAUAAUAAUUAAUGAAAUUUGAGGAUGAUGAAGAAGAUUAAAUAAUAAUCAGUGAUCUAACAGAGUAAAAUGAACAAAAUAGUUAGAUAAAAUAAAUUUCAUCAAUAUUAAAAAAGACAGAAAAUGAUAAAAAAUAAAAAAAAAGGGUAUAGUUCGUUUAAAGAAAAUUAAAUAUUUAAUGUUAUAAUUAUUACAAUGUGCUCAACGAAUUUGGAUAAUCAGAAUUAUAAUUUUUAAAAAAAUGCUGCUUUUCUAAAUAUGGAAUUAUAUAUGAUGAUCGAUCUAUACAAAUAUUAUUCUAAAUGAGUGAUGCUGUUGAAUUUGAAUAUUCAUUAACAAUAUUAAAUCGAACAAGUGAGGAAAUUAAACUAUCUCUCAUUUACAAAUAGCCUGUAAAUACUAAUCUUAGGAUUAGAGAUUUAUUAUUGAGUUCUAAAAAAUCAAUAAAAUAGAUAAUUUACAAUGAUAAGGAUGAAUUAUUGUAAUUGUAAAUUUUUUAUGAAUUAAAAUAGUAAAAAUUUGAUAAAGAUGUGCUAAUACCAAAUUUAUUACAUAAAUAUUUAUAAUUCAAUAAGUUUUCAGAAGCAACGUAUUUAAAUCAUAUGGAUGAAAUCAAGAACAAUGAUACACAUACUUUGUUAAUCAGUCAUAGUCCUAAUUUGAAUUUAGAUGAGGAAAAAGUCAUAAAAAUCUUUCCUAAUUACAUUAUAUAUAGAGAGAAGUAUAUUAGCAGUAUGAAUUAUAAGAAUAUUCAAUUCUUUUGUAAAAUAAAAUGUGAGAAGAAUUCAGUUGAAGUGAAAUUACUUAUUGAUUCAAAUAAUGAACAGUUUGGAACAAAACUCCUCUAAUAGAUAAUAUUUUUAUUGAUUAUUUAAAAUAAAUCAAAAUGA
Paramecium sonneborni is the source of this 1635-nucleotide messenger RNA. NCBI's taxonomy places the organism in Eukaryota, Ciliophora, Oligohymenophorea, Peniculida, Parameciidae. The record is from the annotation of a GenBank genome assembly.